GAUGGCCAAUCCCCACUCAAAUCCCAUGUUCAUCUAUAUUGCCUCGGUAUUAUUUUCCCAGUGAAAAGGGUGGAUGAGCCAUUAUUCAAGAAAUAAAUCAAUUUCAUAUUUUUGAAUAUCUUAUCUUUAAUAAAAUAAAUUCAGUGCUAGUUUGAAUAUUUUAUAUUGCUAGUGUCUAUUCCGAUUUUACGUCUACUUGAUAGAAAAAAGGUAAAUUCAUUUUUUCCCGUCAGCAUCUGUUUUAAGAUAUGGCUGAAAAAAGACCCAUUAGCAGGCUGGCCCUGAAGAAUAUAUCCACAAACAUACCUUUGAAGAAAGUUAAAGAAGAUGCGAUCAAAAACGAUGUACCUCCGGUCUCUGCAACAAAACCACCGGCAAUAGCACAAAAAACCACUCUGGCCCAUAAGAUUAAUGAAAGAUUAACAAGGGAUGAUGAAGCAAUUCUUUUAGAAGAACAGCUGUAUAAGGAAGGUUACCAGAGGGAUUAUAUAAGGUUUCUGCUACAUGAUGAAAAAAGAUUUGUUUUGGACAGGAACUUUCUACAGACUACUGUUUUUACAACGACAUCAAGAUAUAGUGUUGUUAACCUUCUGCUAAAGAUGCAGCAAUAUUUCCGAACCCCAGACAACGAAUAUUACAUGGCUGUGAAACUUAUGGAUUUAUCCUCAAAAAUCUGUACAGAACCUGAACCCAGGGAAGGCAUUUUACUGGCUAUUACGUCCUUCUGGAUAGUUCACAAAUUUUUGGAUAGUAAUAUUUUUAUAUCUCUCAAAUCAAUAUUGAAGUUUUUGAGGUUGAUACCUGGGAUGCAUCAUAGGUAUAGAAUGGAAGAUGUUCUCAAGAUGGAAAGAAGAGUCCUAACCUUUACGAAAUUCACAGUUCAACUUCCUGAUCCAUCAAUUUUCAUCGAACAUUUUUUAAGGAAACUGAAAUUAAUCCCAAACAAACAUGUGUAUCAUGGUACCUACUUCGUCUGCGAUUGUUUGUCUACGUUUCCGAAAUUUUCAUAUCUAGAGACUUCUCUUGUUGCAGCCAUUGCUUUAUAUACAACCCUCGUAGUUUUGGAGGAAAACACAUCCCGAUUCGUGCAAAUGACACAAAAUGUUUUUCAUGAAGAAUUACUCAAGAAAUAUUGUGAAGAUGCCAUUUCGAAAAUAUAUUACAUCAGUAAAAUGGUGCAAUGCCAGGAGCCAUUCGUUAAAUACUCAGCUACGGAGAAGCUUGGAAUUUCAAUGCGUUUCGAAAAAUAUAUCAGGAAGAUGGAUUCACAGAAUAUUGGUUUCAAUCGGAAAUAGUGUUCAAGAAGUUCGCGAAAUUUUCUGUUUUUAUACGUUCACGAGUUAAUCUAUCUUUUGAGUCUCACAUGUAAAUAAUAAAGAAGAAAAAUGA
Molecule: messenger RNA, 1389 nt
Organism: Coccinella septempunctata (seven-spotted ladybird)
Lineage: Eukaryota; Metazoa; Arthropoda; Insecta; Coleoptera; Coccinellidae
Exons: 7
Coding region: 249-1295 (348 amino acids)
Biological process (GO): regulation of cyclin-dependent protein serine/threonine kinase activity; mitotic cell cycle phase transition
Cellular component (GO): cyclin A2-CDK2 complex; nucleus; cytoplasm
Molecular function (GO): cyclin-dependent protein serine/threonine kinase regulator activity
Source: RefSeq, a predicted model, not a curated record